AAAGAAAACAUUCUUAGAAUCUUAGUAUUUAUGCAUUGUAGCCGUUUCAAAGUGAUUGUGUUUCGCUGCUUAUAAGAAGAAGAAUCCGUGGAGCACUCUACCGAAAGGUUAAAUUAUAAAUAAUACAAUUUUGCGUAUACAAGGGAAAAUGCUACGAGUCAGCACUACUACUGCUGCGCGUUUAUUGUCACGGCAAAUCUUAAGCCGGCAUAUGAUCAAUCAAUGCAGAACGAAAACGUCUACGCCAAUGAACACUAUCGUAAUGUUUGUUCCACAACAAGAGGCUUGGAUUGUAGAGCGAAUGGGUAGAUUUCAUCGUAUAUUGGAACCCGGUUUGAAUAUACUGUUGCCUAUAGUUGAUAAAAUAAAGUAUGUUCAAAGUUUGAAAGAAAUUGCAAUUGACGUUCCGAAGCAAAGUGCUAUCACAUCUGACAAUGUAACUCUCUCUAUAGAUGGCGUACUCUAUCUGCGUAUAAUUGAUCCUUACCGAGCCUCGUAUGGUGUCGAAGACCCGGAAUUUGCUAUAACGCAAUUAGCACAAACGACGAUGCGUUCUGAAUUGGGUAAAAUGUCUUUGGAUAAGAUAUUCCGUGAGAGAGAGUCCCUCAAUGUUAGUAUCGUGGAUUCAAUUAAUAAAGCUAGCGAAGCUUGGGGAAUAGCUUGCUUGCGUUAUGAAAUUCGUGAUAUACGAUUGCCUUCAAGAGUUCAUGAAGCCAUGCAAAUGCAAGUGGAGGCCGAACGUAGAAAACGGGCUGCGAUUCUAGAAUCUGAGGGCACAAGAGAAGCUGACAUUAACAUAGCUGAAGGCAAACGUAAAUCGCGAAUUUUAGCCUCGGAGGCCGAACGGCAAGAACAAAUUAAUAAAGCAAGUGGAGAAGCUGCUGCUAUGUUGGCGGUAGCUGAUGCAAGAGCACGUGGUUUAUCCACGAUAGCGAAGUCUUUGGAAGAUUUGAAUGGUAAAAAUGCGGCUUCCUUAACAUUGGCGGAACAGUAUAUUUCUGCUUUUAAACAUUUAGCCAAAACUAAUAAUACACUGAUACUACCGUCGAAUGCCGGAGAUAUAUCUUCUCUUGUAACUCAGGCCUUGAGUGUAUACAAAACAGUGUCUGCACAAAGUGUGGAAUCGAUAGCCGGACCGACAACGGCGGCGAGUACAGAACAAGUCCUAAAAGUCAGUAAUGAAAAUAGCAACAUGGCUUUAACUGAUUCAUUUAACAAUGCAAAGCCAGAUCCAGAUUUGGAUGUGCGACAGAAAAAGAUUCAAUCUGGCAAUUCUUCAAAAGUGGAACAAUAAAAAAAAAUUUAUUAAGAGAA
Glossina fuscipes is the source of this 1314-nucleotide messenger RNA. It is a transcript of the gene Stoml2, whose product is annotated as stomatin-like protein 2, mitochondrial. Bases 149 to 1294 code for a protein of 381 amino acids. The record is from RefSeq and is a predicted model, not a curated record. The transcript is spliced from 7 exons. Gene Ontology annotation, cellular component: membrane. NCBI's taxonomy places the organism in Eukaryota, Metazoa, Arthropoda, Insecta, Diptera, Glossinidae.